This is a messenger RNA of Danio aesculapii, 2195 nucleotides long. It is a transcript of the gene sclt1, whose product is annotated as sodium channel and clathrin linker 1. Gene Ontology annotation, cellular component: centriole. Bases 62 to 2107 code for a protein of 681 amino acids. NCBI's taxonomy places the organism in Eukaryota, Metazoa, Chordata, Actinopteri, Cypriniformes, Danionidae. Gene Ontology annotation, biological process: clustering of voltage-gated sodium channels; cilium assembly. The transcript has 22 exons. The record is from RefSeq and is a predicted model, not a curated record.
UGAACGUGAUUGGCUGGGAGGCUCUUUAAACUGCGAGGCGGAAGGAUUUGUAGAUUCAAAAAUGACAACAGAAGUCGAGUUUCUUCGAGAUCAAGUGAAUCGUCUUAAUUCCGUCCUUGGUCGAUAUCAAGAUGAAUUUCCCCCUCCCUCCUCAGUAUCACAGGUGGAAGAUGCGGUCAUAGAAGCUCCCUGGCUCUCAGACAGAGGUCUAAUGGCUCCUCUAAUAGAAGAAUACGACAGGCACAUUCAACAGAUGGAGACGCAGCUCAAGUUCUAUCAGAGGCAGAUGACAGACGUCAAAGCCAGCCUGGAGCAGGUGGUUAAAGAAAACGAGCGGCUUCAUGCAGAGCAGAGACUUUCCAUCGAAAAGCAGUUGCAGUCUCUGUCAGCCGGAGCAGAAGGAGACGCGGCAGCAGACGCAAUGGCCAUUAGCAAUCUGGAGGAGCAGGUCAAGUGUGCAGUGGAGGAGAAAGAACGAGUUCUUCAGAUGUGGCAGACAGCUUCACAGGAGCUGGAUCGACUUCAGACCCAGAUCCAGAGCUCCGUGAGUGAUGGACAAAUACAUGCAGUUGAACGACAACACAUGCAGAGUCAGCUGGCACAGCUUCAACAGCACACCCAGAAACUCCAGCUGACCAAUCAGAAGCUGGAUUUGACAAAUCAGCAGUUUGUGAAGACUGUGGCGGAGCAGAGCGCUGAACUGGAGGACUUGCGCAGACAGCUCAGGCAAGCAAAGCUGGAUCAGAGAUCUGCUGCAACUAAAGUGGAGGAGAUGAACAGACUCGUGCAGAAUGUCCAGGAUCAGAUGCAGAGGAGGGAAGAGGAUGCAGCAGAGGCUCAGGGCAGAGAAGAAGCAUCUGACCGGAGAUUACAGCAACUACAAGCAGCCCUGAACCAGCUGGAGGCCAGACUCAAAUCGGCAACGCAGGACUGUGAGUCUGUGCGCAGGAAGCAGACGGACUGCGAGCGGCAGGUUGGUGAACUGCAGGGCCGCUGCUCCUCUCUGGAAGAGGAGAAAUUUGAAGCCCUCAGUCGCCUCCGCAGCUCCAUCCAGCUGGCCGAAGAGGCGUCGCUUCAAAGAGAACAGGCUCAGCUGAGGGAGAAACAGAGAGUAGAAGAGCUGGAGAAGAUGAAGGACGCCAUGAAGCAGCUCAUCCAGAAUGCUGCCAUGCGCACUAGGAAAGAGGUUGAGAGCGUCCGUAAGCAGUGCAAUGUUCAGAUUCAUCGUAUGGCUGAAGAGCUUUCUGCCUUACAACUGGAAUGUGCUGAUAAAGAGACGCAGAUUGAAAGAGCCCAUCGGGAGAGAAAAGCUGUGGAGGAAGAGCUGGAAAAGGUCUAUAAAGAAGGCCGAGUUGGAGAGCCUGAGAUGAGGAAGAUGGAGGCUCUUCAUCAGAGGUGUUUAAAUGCUGAACGAUUAAAGGAUGAAACACAACUCGCACUCAACAGCAUGAACAACAAGAUGAAGAAGAUGGAGAUGGAGUAUUCAGAGGAGCUUGCUCGCUGUCAAGAUGAGGUACGGAGGCUUCAGUUAGCACUGACCACUGCCCGACAGGAGAGCACAGCAGUCAGUGAGGAGAGACUCACACUGCAGCAGGAAAACCAGCAGAUGCACAGAGACAUGGAAACACUGCGCAAAGAGUGUGCGCUCGCUCAGAGAAGAGCCAAACAACAGGUGUCCUCAAUGGAGCAGGAGAUGUGUGUGAAAGAGCAGGGUUUGGAGUCCAGGCUGAGAGAGAUGGAGGAGAGCAGUAAAAACUCCAGCGCUGGAUUGACCAGACUUCUGCUCGCUCAACAGAAAACCAUCAGCCGAUACAAAGAUGAGGCCAAAAACCUCACACAGGCUUUCCAGCAGAAACUCAGCAGCCUCAGGUCAGAGCUGAACAGACAGAAACAACGCGUUCAGGAACUGGAGAUCCAGAUGGAAGCGGACCAUCAGAAGAUACUGGAGUUUGAGAGGCAGGUCUCAGAACAGCAGGAGAAGAACACUCGUUUACAGCGGCGUCUUUCUCAGGCAGAGCAGCGUGCAGCAAGUGCUUCACAACAGCUGAGCGUGAUGUCACAACGGAGAAAAGCGGCGUCCAUGAUGGAUCUGGAGACUUUAGCAUAGAUGAACAGCAGCUGUUUUUGUCGCGUCAUCAUCAAUGAAAUCACUCCAUUGGAAGAAAUCUGUAGUGAAUGAACUGAUUGGCCUUCUA